GAACCGCGCCUGGGAGCCGCUUCCCGGCACCGCGCCGCCGAGGAGGUGCGCGCUGACUUCCAGCGCAGGGUGCCCUACAGCUACCUGCAGCGCGCCUACAUCCAGCUGAACAAGCUGGAGGAGGCAGCAAACGCAGCUCACACCUUCUUCAUGGCAAACCCUGAGCACAUGGAGAUACAGCAGGACAUUGAGAACUACAAAACCACAGCAGGGAAAGUCAGCUUGAUCGACCGGGAGGCCAAGCCACACAUGGAAGAUUACACUGCUGGGGUCAGGCACUAUGACAAGGAGGAGUAUGGGUUGGCCAUCACCUUCUUGGAGCGUGCACUGAAAGGGUACUAUGCUGAGGAUGAGGAUUGCCAGAUCAUGUGCGAGGGACCACAGAGGUUUGAGGAGCACGAAUACCUGGAAUAUAAGGCUGGCCUCUAUGAAGCUAUUGCAGAUCACUACAUGCAAGUCCUGGCCUGCAAACACGACUGUGUCCGAGAACUCGCCACGCGCUCAGGCCGCAUCUCACCCAUCGAAAACUUCCUUCCCCUCCACUAUGAUUACCUGCAGUUUGCCUAUUACAGAGUUGGUGACUAUGUGAAAGCCCUGGAGUGUGCCAGGACCUACCUCAUCUUCCACCCAGAUGAUGAAGAUGUCUUGGAGAACGCAGCUUAUUAUGAGGGCCUCUUGGAAGGUAUCCUGGAUCCAGCCACUAUCAAGCCUAGAAAGGAAGCAAAAGCAUUACUGCGUCGGCACAAGCUGGAGUCCCACCUCCUGCGGGUGGCUGCAGUUGGUCUGGGGUUCACCUACACGGAGCCGAACUACUGGAAGAGGUACGGCGCCCGCCAAGAUGAGCACAGUGUCCCAUCAAGUAUUAGCAGUGAGCCAGAGGAUGGGCCCCGGCUGUCCCUAACAAAGAAACCUGCACCAAAACCAGAUCGAGAGCUGAAGGAGGGGGGUCCGCUUCUCUACAGCGACGUGAAGUUUGUCUACAACUCACAGCAGCUGAAUGGCACCCAACGAGUGCUACUGGACAACGUCAUCUCAGAGGAGCAGUGCCAGGAGCUUCACAGAGUGGCCAGUCAGGGAAUCAUGUUGGCUGGAGAUGGCUAUAGGGGCAAAACCUCUCCCCAUACCCCAAAUGAGAGAUUUGAAGGCGCCACUGUCCUCAAAGCCCUCAAGUAUGGCUAUGAGGGCCGUGUCCCACUCAAGAGCGCCCGGCUCUUCUACGACAUCAGCGAGAAGGCCCGCAGGAUCGUAGAGUCCUACUUCAUGCUCAACUCCACACUCUACUUCUCCUACACGCACCUGGUGUGCCGCACCGCUCUCUCUGGCCAGCAGGAGAGGAGGAAUGACCUGAGCCACCCCAUCCAUGCUGACAACUGCCUCCUGGACCCCGAGGCCAAUGAGUGUUGGAAGGAGCCUCCUGCCUACACCUUUCGGGACUACAGUGCCCUCCUCUACAUGAAUGCAGAUUUUGAAGGCGGAGAAUUCAUUUUCACUGAGAUGGACGCCAAAACAGUGACGGCAUCCAUCAAGCCCAAGUGUGGACGAAUGGUCAGCUUCUCGUCAGGCGGUGAGAAUCCGCAUGGGGUGAAGGCAGUUACCAAAGGUCAGCGGUGUGCUGUGGCUUUGUGGUUUACCUUGGACCCACUUUACAGAGAGCUGGAGCGAAUCCAGGCAGAUGAAGUGAUCGCCAUGUUGGACCAGCAGCACCUAGGACCCAGUGAAAUGAACAUCAAUCCAAAGGAUGAGCUAUGAACUAGGCCAAAGACUUUUUCUAUUAAAUAUUUAUUUAAUAUUGUUAAUCUUAUUAGAACCUUUUAUAUUUUUGUACAGAGAUGCUGUAUAAAUUAACAGGUUAAUAUGA
Messenger RNA from Meleagris gallopavo (turkey), 1858 nucleotides. It is a transcript of the gene P3H2, whose product is annotated as prolyl 3-hydroxylase 2. Gene Ontology annotation, biological process: collagen metabolic process; collagen fibril organization; peptidyl-proline hydroxylation to 3-hydroxy-L-proline. Lineage: Eukaryota; Metazoa; Chordata; Aves; Galliformes; Phasianidae. Gene Ontology annotation, molecular function: L-ascorbic acid binding; iron ion binding; collagen binding. The record is from RefSeq and is a predicted model, not a curated record. Gene Ontology annotation, cellular component: endoplasmic reticulum.